UUCAUACCCAUAGCAACGCGAGGUCGCAAAUGGCGUGUCCAACCCACACACCCCAACCAAGCACCACAGCCAAACACCCAAUCACAACUCAAACAAAAACCAACCCACCCAAUCCCCAACGUUUUUGUUUUGUCGAAGCUAUAAGUCAGAUCUCAUUAUCUUUUUUAAUAUUCAAAAGACAAGAUUCUUAUAAACCCCACAUGGCUUUGAAACCCGCAAAGCUCAGCAGGCGCCACCCAAUACAAGAAUUUCGAGCUAGGGUUUGGACUCAGUGGAGGAAGAAGGGGAGGAGAGAGGUUAUGGCACCACUAGUGGUGAAGUUCCCUGGGAUUGACAAGGAGUUGCAGAAGGUUCUCGAGGCUAAUAUGGACGAAGCGCCAGCCAGAAGGCGCGCUCGCGACUCUUUCAAGGAUAUUCAACUUGGGAUUGAUCACAUUUUGUUCAAGACACCGUGUGAUGGACUAGAAAUAAAGGAGUCAUAUGAAGUGAACUCUAGAGGAUUGAAAAUUUUUUCAAAGUGUUGGCUUCCCCUCAGCUCUCACCUCAAAGCAGUGGUGUGCUAUUGUCAUGGUUAUGGAGAUACUUGCACGUUUUUCUUUGAAGGAAUUGCAAGGAAGUUGGCAUCUUCUGGAUAUGGUGUUUUUGCAAUGGAUUAUCCAGGUUUUGGUCUUUCAGAAGGUCUGCAUGGUUAUAUUCCCAGCUUUGACUGGAUUGUUGAUGAUGUUAUUGAGAAUUACUCAAAAGUCAAAGAGAACCCUGAGUUUCGUACACUCCCGAGCUUCCUUUUCGGUCAGUCUUUGGGUGGAGCUGUAGCUCUGAAGGUGCAUCUGAAACAACCUAAUGCAUGGGACGGUGCCAUUCUUGUAGCGCCUAUGUGCAAAAUUGCAGACAACAUGGUUCCACCAUGGUUACUCAAGCAAAUCCUGAUUGGUGUCGCUUAUUUUCUUCCAAAGCAGAAGUUAGUUCCACAAAAGGACUUGGCGGAGGCCGCAUUUAGAGACCUGAAAAAGAGAGAGCUGACAGCUUACAACGUCAUUGCAUACAAUGAUAACCCACGCUUGCGGACUGCUGUGGAGAUGCUCAGAACCACUCAAGAGAUAGAACGGCGACUGCAAGAAGUUUCUCUGCCCUUGUUGAUUUUGCAUGGGGAGGCUGAUAUUGUAACUGAUCCAUCUGUGAGCAAGGCCUUGUACGAGAAAGCAAGCAGUUCAGACAAGAAGCUGAGCCUUUAUAAGGAUGCCUAUCAUUCUCUUCUCGAGGGUGAGCCAGACGAAAUCAUAACUCAAGUUUUUCACGAUAUAAUUUCUUGGCUUGAUGAACACACUGUAAAAACUACUUCCCAUUGCAAUUAUUAAUUUUUAUGCAAAGAAGCUUUUGUUGUCAUUGAAAAAAGGCUGCUGCUGUUGCAAGUACAAAACUGUCCAGCUUAUUGCAUCUGGACCAUUAAUUAGUGUAUCAAUGGGGACUAUUCGGCUAAAUAUGCAGAAUUGGUACAAAAACUUCACUUGUUCGUUGUUCUGGGCUCACACUACAGAACUUCUGGAUCUGGAGUUUGUUGUUC
Messenger RNA from Juglans microcarpa x Juglans regia, 1561 nucleotides. Its product is annotated as caffeoylshikimate esterase-like. Gene Ontology annotation, cellular component: membrane. NCBI's taxonomy places the organism in Eukaryota, Viridiplantae, Streptophyta, Magnoliopsida, Fagales, Juglandaceae. The transcript has 9 exons. The record is from RefSeq and is a predicted model, not a curated record. Gene Ontology annotation, molecular function: lipase activity. The coding region runs from base 30 to 1355 and encodes 441 amino acids.